Molecule: messenger RNA, 3946 nt
Organism: Rubroshorea leprosula
Lineage: Eukaryota; Viridiplantae; Streptophyta; Magnoliopsida; Malvales; Dipterocarpaceae
Source: the annotation of a GenBank genome assembly
GUAUUGUAUCUGAGGAAUAUAAUUUUCUAGAGAGAAAGAAAGCAGUUGUAGAGAGAGAAAAGGCACAUUUGUGCUCCAAAUCUAGAGCGAGAAAGCUUCAGUAAUCGAUCCCUCGAAGAUCUGAUAAUAUAUUUGGUGUUUCUUUCGGUGCAUUUCUGGAAUCAAAGACGGGGCGGCUGCGAUGUCGUCUCUCAGUAGAGAGCUUGUGUUCUUGAUCUUACAGUUUUUAGAGGAGGAGAAGUUUAAAGAGACUGUUCACAAACUUGAACAAGAAUCUGGGUUUUUCUUCAAUAUGAAAUAUUUUGAGGAUGAGGUGCACAAUGGCAAUUGGGAUGAGGUUGAGAAGUACCUCUCUGGCUUCACAAAAGUAGACGAUAAUCGAUACUCUAUGAAAAUAUUUUUUGAGAUAAGGAAGCAGAAAUAUCUUGAGGCAUUGGACAAGCAUGAUCGGCCCAAGGCUGUUGAGAUAUUGGUAAAGGAUUUGAAAGUUUUCGCAACAUUUAAUGAGGAGCUUUUCAAGGAAAUCACUCAGCUUUUGACAUUGGAGAAUUUUAGGGAGAAUGAACAGUUAUCCAAGUAUGGAGAUACAAAGUCUGCAAGAGCAAUUAUGUUGGUUGAGCUCAAGAAGCUUAUUGAGGCAAAUCCUUUAUUCCGUGAUAAAUUACAGUUCCCUAACCUUAAAAAUUCAAGGUUGCGGACUCUUAUAAACCAGAGCUUGAAUUGGCAACAUCAACUUUGUAAAAACCCCAGGCCAAAUCCAGAUAUUAAAACUCUAUUUGUGGAUCACUCAUGUGGACAACCAAAUGGUGCACGGGCUCCAUCACCUGCAAAUAAUCCUCUUCUCGGAUCCUUACCAAAAGCCGGAGGUUUACCUCCUCUGGGUGCUCAUGGGCCAUUUCAGCCUGCACCAGCAACAGUUCCAGCACCACUUGCAAGUUGGAUGUCUAAUCCAUCCACUGUAACUCACCCAGCUGUUUCUGGAGGGUCAGCUAUUGGUCUUGGUGCUUCUUCAAUACCAGCUGCUUUGAAGCACCCUAGGACUCCCCCAACUAACCCCUCAAUAGACUAUCCAUCAGCUGAUUCUGAUCACAUUUCUAAAAGAACAAGGCCCCUGGGGAUUUCUGAUGAGGUAAAUCUGCCUGUUAAUAUGCUGCCCAUAACAUUUCCAGGCCAUGGUCAUGGUCAUGGUCAGGCUUUCAAUGUACCUGAUGACUUGCCAAAGAUUGUUUUAAGAACUUUGAAUCAAGGGUCUUCUCCUAUGAGCAUGGAUUUUCAUCCUGUUCAGCAAACCCUGCUUCUAGUUGGUACCAAUGUGGGGGACAUUGCAUUGUGGGAAGUUGGUUCAAGGGAGCGACUGAUUCUAAAAAAUUUCAAAGUUUGGGAUCUUACUGCUUGUACAAUGCUUCUUCAGGGAGCCCUUGUCAAAGACCCAGGUGUAUCUGUUAACCGUGUAACUUGGAGUCCUGAUGGCGCUUUAUUUGGGGUGGCUUACUCGAGGCACAUUGUACAAAUAUAUUCUUAUCAUGGUACUGAUGAUGUGCGGCAGCAUCUGGAGAUUGACGCUCAUGUUGGUGGUGUAAAUGAUCUAGCAUUCUCAUAUCCAAAUAAACAGCUUUGUGUCAUAACCUGUGGUGAUGACAAGACAAUCAAGGUGUGGGAUGCUGUUAGUGGUGCAAAACAGUAUACCUUUGAAGGUCAUGAGGCUUCUGUUUAUUCUGUCUGCCCUCACUAUAAAGAAAAUAUUCAGUUUAUCUUCUCAACAGCACUUGAUGGAAAGAUAAAGGCAUGGUUGUAUGAUAAUUUAGGAUCUAGAGUUGAUUAUGAUGCUCCUGGGCGGUGGUGCACAACCAUGGCAUACAGUGCUGAUGGUACAAGGCUCUUUUCUUGUGGAACUAGUAAAGAAGGGGAUUCAGCUAUUGUUGAAUGGAAUGAAAGUGAAGGGGCUGUAAGGAGGACCUAUCAAGGACUCCGCAAACGUUCUUCUGGUGUUGUGCAAUUUGAUACGACUAAAAACAGAUUUUUGGCUGCUGGUGAUGAUUUCUCCAUUAAAUUCUGGGAUAUGGACAACAUCCAGCUAUUGACAACCACCGAUGCUGAUGGAGGCCUCCCAUCAAGCCCACGAAUCCGCUUCAACAGGGACGGAUCUCUCUUGGCUGUUUCUACAAGUGAUAAUGGGAUUAAAAUUUUGGCAAAUUCUGAUGGUGUUCGUUUAUUGCGAACUUUUGAAAAUCUUUCUUAUGAUGCAUCAAGAGCUGAAGCCUCAAAGCCUACAAUUAGUCCAAUAUCCCCAGCAGUAGCAGCAGCAGCAGCAGCAGCAGCAUCAGCAUCUGCUGCUACGAGUAAUGGACUUGCAGACAGAAGUGCCCCUGUGGUUGCUAUUGCUGGAAUGAAUGGGGAUGCUCGAAGUUUGGGGGAUGUUAAACCUAGAAUUUCUGAGGAAACUGGUGAGAAAUCAAAGAUUUGGAAGCUCACUGAAAUUAAUGAACCAUCUCAAUGUCGAUCCGUGAGGCUUGCAGAAAACUUGAGAGUGACAAAGAUAUCAAAGUUAAUCUUUACCAAUUCAGGGAGUGCUAUUUUGGCAUUAGCAUCAAAUGCCACUCACCUGCUCUGGAAAUGGCAACGAAAUGAACGUAAUGCAUCGGGCAAGGCGACUGCCAGUGUGCUGCCUCAGUUAUGGCAACCAGCAAGUGGCAUUCUUAUGACGAAUGAUAUUACUGACACAAAUCCUGAAGAGGCUGUUCCCUGCUUCGCUUUAUCCAAGAAUGACUCUUAUGUAAUGUCAGCAUCAGGAGGAAAGAUUUCCUUAUUUAAUAUGAUGACAUUUAAGAUGAUGGCAACUUUUAUGGCACCGCCUCCAGCAGCAACAUUUCUUGCUUUCCAUCCCCAAGAUAAUAAUAUUAUUGCUAUUGGCAUGGAUGAUUCAUCGAUUCAGAUAUAUAACGUCCGUGUAGAUGAGGUUAAGAGCAAACUUAAGGGUCACUCCAAAAGAAUUACAGGCCUUGCCUUCUCUCAUGUACUAAAUGUGCUAGUCUCAUCUGGAGCUGAUGCUCAGCUUUGUGUAUGGAGCACUGAUGGAUGGGAAAAGCAGAAGGCCAGAUUCUUGCCAGUUCCAGCUGGAAGGACUACAACAGCAAUUUCAGACACGCGUGUACAAUUCCAUCAAGAUCAGCUUCAUUUCCUCCUUGUGCAUGAGACUCAGCUGGCCAUAUAUGAAACAACAAAGCUAGAUUGUGUAAAGCAGUGGGUCCCCCGGGAAUCUUCUGCUUCAAUAACUAAUGCAACAUUCUCUUGUGAUAGCCAACUGGUAUAUGCUAGCUUUUUAGAUGCGACUGUCUGCAUCUUUAACUCUGCAAGCCUCAGGCUACGUUGUCGAAUUAAUCCUUCUGCUUAUCUUCCUUCUAGUAUCAGUUCUAGCGUCCACCCACUUGUAAUUGCUGCACAUCCACAAGAAGCCAAUCAGUUUGCUUUGGGCCUUUCAGAUGGAGGGGUUCAUGUAUUUGAACCUCUUGAAUCUGAAGGCAAAUGGGGAGUGCCUCAACCUAUUGAAAAUGGUUCAGCAAGCAGCACACCGGCUCCAGCUCCAACUCCAGUUGGAGCCACUGCUUCAGAACAAGCUCAGAGAUAAGGAGCAGGUGCCAAAGCACAAGUUCUCUUUUUCAUAUUGCUUGGUUUUGCUGGGUAGUUUCUAUUUAGUUCGAGAAUCAAGAUAUGGGACCAGAGAACAAGAAGCAGAUAUGUAGAUUUAACAUGUUUAGUAGAUAUAAUAUACAUAAACUUAUAAUGCUGUAGUAACACAGAUAGUGAAGUGUUAUCCUUGUCCUCUCCUUAUUUCCUCUCUGGAGGGUAAAAUUCUCAAGAGGAAAGAUUUAAUGUCCUCUCCUAGUUAUUUAUUUCCCAUACAUUUUCUCAGUUUAUAUAAUGUAAUAGCAAAUGCUGCUUUACACCU